This is a messenger RNA of Haemonchus placei, 309 nucleotides long. Lineage: Eukaryota; Metazoa; Nematoda; Chromadorea; Rhabditida; Trichostrongylidae. The record is from the annotation of a GenBank genome assembly.
AUGACCUUGGGGGAAUCUGUGGGAUUGCUGAGGAAUAGCAAAGGACGAUGCUUCUGCGAAACGGCUGGCGCUACCAUGAUGCCCUCGGGUGUCAGUACCGAGCCAUCUGAUAGCAGCGUUGAGUAUGUGGCGUCCGUGUCCCGAAUACAGCACUGCAGUAUGACCUCGGAUGCUGGAGGGAUAAUCGUGGUCGUUGCCGCGUGGACAGGAAUUGCCCUAGCCGGAGUGCCGGCUGUACUGGGCUUGCCUGAGGUCGAUGAAACUAUGGGGAUGAUCUCGUUUCCCAUGAUAAACAAUCGCUCGUGGUAG